CCACCUACAGUUUCGCUACCGAAUCUGCCCCUAUUUGUUUCAGUGCUUUCUUUCUACCCACAAAAAAAUAAAACUCUUGCGUGCUUUCUCAUCAUUCCUUCCUUCCUUCCUUCGUCUUCUUCCAUCAGAAAUGGAGUUUGCAGUAGCUAAAGCGUUGAAACCCAGUUUACGAAGAGAACUAUCCUUUCAACAGAAAACCUUGUGCGAGGAAAUUUUGUACUUGAACGGAAACAACGGCGUCUCCGGUGAGGAUUUCUCGGUGGAUGACCUUCUUGACUUGUCUCACGACGAAUUUCAGCACGUGCUUGCUGAAAAGGAAAACGAUUUCGAAGACGACGAGGAGAAAAAAGAUGGUUCCUUUGUUUCGGAUGAUGCAAACUCUAACUCUGGCAGUGAUUCCGGCACCGCCGAUACUGAGUCGGCUUUCGCAGGCGAACUCGCCGUUCCGGCCGAUGACUUAGCGGACCUUGAGUGGGUUUCUCACUUUGUAGACGAUUCUCUACUCCAGUUCUCGUAUCCGCUUUGCUCAGAGCAGUCGAAGGCGGAGAAGCACUCUGCGACGGAGCUUAGAACGGACUUGACGACGGCAAAAACUCCCCGUUUUCCGUCUAAAAUCCCGGUGAAAACGAGGAGCACCAAAUAUAGAAAAGCCAACGCUCGUGUCUGGUCAUCCAGCUUAAUACUUUUUGUUUCCCGGUCAUCUCCAAAGUCUUCCUCGGCUCUCAUCUUCGCCGGUGAACCGUCGGCGAUGAAGCAGAAAAAGAGGAAACCGGUGGAAGGGGAAACGGGUGGGUCCCAGAUUCAGCGUCGGUGCAGUCAUUGUCAUGUGCAGAAGACUCCACAGUGGAGAACCGGCCCACUAGGCGCCAAAACCCUGUGUAACGCAUGCGGGGUCCGGUUCAAGUCCGGUCGGCUUUUUCCAGAGUAUAGACCCGCAUGCAGCCCAACUUUCUCCAGCGACUUGCACUCAAAUAGCCAUCGCAAGGUGUUGGAGAUUAGGAGGAGGAAGGAGACGGUUGGUCCGGAGGCCGGUUUGACCCAAUCACAAAUGGUUCAGAGCUUCUGAAGUUUCAAAUUCCCAAGUAAACCGGGUCCAACCCGGUUCGGUUUUUGUACAAUAGUAGUAUCAGUUAACGGUCAGUCUUAAUUAGUGGAAGUCGGCUAGGAAGGUCACAGGUAGGUAUUAAUUAGGAGGAGAUUGAUUGUUUGUGUUACUUUAGAAUUUAGGGCAGUUGAUUUAACUUAUAUAUUUAUUAUUAGAGUAAAGUAGAAGCAGAGGAGAAUAUAUAUAUAUAUAUGGAUAUAUAAA
Messenger RNA from Neltuma alba, 1309 nucleotides. RefSeq names its product GATA transcription factor 7. Gene Ontology annotation, molecular function: zinc ion binding; sequence-specific DNA binding. The transcript has 3 exons. Gene Ontology annotation, cellular component: nucleus. NCBI's taxonomy places the organism in Eukaryota, Viridiplantae, Streptophyta, Magnoliopsida, Fabales, Fabaceae. Gene Ontology annotation, biological process: positive regulation of DNA-templated transcription; cell differentiation. The coding region runs from base 131 to 1066 and encodes 311 amino acids. The record is from RefSeq and is a predicted model, not a curated record.